Messenger RNA from Penaeus monodon (black tiger shrimp), 2925 nucleotides. RefSeq lists its product as uncharacterized. NCBI's taxonomy places the organism in Eukaryota, Metazoa, Arthropoda, Malacostraca, Decapoda, Penaeidae. Gene Ontology annotation, molecular function: neurotransmitter receptor activity; protein binding; chloride channel activity. The coding region runs from base 1 to 2838 and encodes 945 amino acids. The transcript has 9 exons. The record is from RefSeq and is a predicted model, not a curated record. Gene Ontology annotation, cellular component: neuron projection; synapse; membrane. Gene Ontology annotation, biological process: nervous system process; chemical synaptic transmission; chloride transmembrane transport.
AUGAACGGCCGCAUGAAGGGGGUUCAGAAUCUAAUAUUUCUUCAGGAGAACAGACACAAAGAGUGCAUCAUGCAUAUCAUGCAGGGCCAAGCACUUGCGUUUAUGAAUUCUGGAUUAAACUAUGGCACGUUCCAACGGCAAAGAAUAUUCCCAUUGCCGCUACGCCAUUUCACCCACACCAAAUGCAGCUCAGAAGCACCAGAACCAAAGGCCAAAAUGUUCACUCCCCCCUUCCUUCCUUUUUCCUCAGCCGCGGCCUUCUUGGGGCGCUCGCAACCCCCUCCGGAGAAAGUUAAGGUCUUCGGCCUGCAGCUCGACCUAUGGGCGCUGCCUACAACCGAGGUCCUGAUCCGCUACAACCUCUCGCUCUUGUUCCCCAAGGGAAACAACGGGCAGGCUAGUGAAGUGAGCGUUUGCUACCGGGUUAAACCAACGACUCUAACUAGCUAUGAAGGCCACAUUUCCCUCGCUUCAACGGACCAGAAUAACGACAUCCUCUACUUGUAUCGCCGAGGGGGAGAGCACGGCUUCUACUACAACGGCGUGAGGCAAUUUGGCUUCCCGGACUUCAAGACCGACAUAAGGCUGCACCAGUGGACGCACUACUGCCACGUCUUCUCCUCGGGGCUAUACACAGCCUACGUCCAGGGAAAGGAGCGGAUAAGAGGGGAGAUAACAACCAGCAUCAUCCCGCUGGCCCUGAAUAGUACCCUCACCCUCGGCCAGGAGCAGGACCUCCUUGCCGGGGCGUUCGACGUGGAGCAGAUUUUCCGUGGCUUCAUCUCGCAGGUUAACAUAUGGAACAGGUCUUUUACUAAAGUCGAGGUCGAGGAACAAGCUGCCUGCUCGACCGCUCCGCUGGGGAACAUCUUCUCGACGGACAGGAAUGAACUGGAAUUGUUCAGUGUGCUGGAGACCCUUGAGAAGCCAGAGGUGUUCUGCGAGGAGGAAGCCCGGUACGUGAUCUUCCCCGAACCGCGGUAUAUUGAGGACUCGAUACUUUUGUGCAAGCGGAUGGGGUACAAGGUGUUCAGCCCGAGCACGCGUGAACAAAACCUACAGCUGCACAACGAGUCCCUUCAGUUCGUAGACUCGUGCUCCUCCAACUACCACCUGUGGAUCGGAAUCACCGACGCCGACGAGGAGGGCGUCUGGAGGAAGUUCUCGGACGAUUCUGAAAUCGAACCGUUCUUCGAGCUGACGGAGCCGAACGGCGGCUACGGAGAGAACUGCAUGCUGAUGUUUCUCCCGAACGGCCUGUGGGUUGACACGUCCUGCGCCAUACAGUGGCCGGCGUGCGUCCCGUGCGAGGUGACGCACACCACGCCGCUCCGCCUGCGGGGACUCUGCUUCAGCAAAGAGCCAGAAACGUUCUAUGAGGUUCUGGGAUACAGAGGCAAGAAGCCCUACUUCCAUGGGUAUUAUGGCAUCAUGAUCUACCACCUGGGCGAAGCCAGGUGGGAGAUCUUUGACACGACGAAACAAAAGAGCAUCGCCACCCUGGCCCUCGCUUCGACGAGCCUCUACCCCGUCGGCCGCUUUAAGUGGCUGGUCCAGCACUCGAUCUGCAACUACCUGCUGGCCACGGAGAUCGAGCUGAGCCUCUCCGUGUGCCAGAACUCUGAGUUCACGUGCUCGAACGGCGACUGCAUACCGAAGGGUGGUCGCUGCGACAGCAAGGACGACUGCUCAGACCUGUCGGACGAGGACGACUGCCAGAUCACGCUGCUGCCCAAGGGCUACCGGAGCGAGAGGCCGCCGGAGAACAGCACCGCCGACGGCAUCUCCUACUUGGGGUCCACGGUCGAGAUCCUGCGCUUCAUGGACAUCAGCGACGUCCGACGUCUCGUGAGCGUCGAGUUUGUGAUCGAGCUGACGUGGCUGGACCCGAGGCCGAGAUACCUCAACCUCAGGGACACCAUGGAGUGGAAUCAGCUGCACGAGCGCGACCGGAGAGGCGUGUGGAGGCCGCAGCUGAAAUUCCCCAAUGUGCUCAACGGCGACAUCAGUCUGCUGGACGAACAGGUUUUCCUCAGGAGGAUCGGGCAGCCCGAGCCCGCCGACUUCAAUGACGUCAGAAUGGAUAAAAUAUACUCUGGAGAAGCAGCCAUCUUGAUUCAGAAGCAACAGUACAGCGGGAGCUUCGCCUGUUCCUUUGACGGUUUCUACUACCCCUUCGACACCCAGCGAUGUUCCAUCCUCCUGCAGCUCUCAGACAGGUCAGAGUUCAUCCGAUUUCGACCCUGGGACGCGCAGGUCAUAUACCAGGAGGACCUGAACCUGCCCUCAUACGUCAUAAACAACUUCCUGGUUAUGGUUACUGAGCGAGGGAACGACCAGACACGCUACAGUGUCUUGAAGGUGGAAAUAGAAUUAACGAGGCGCCGGAAAAUGAUUGUGAUGGCAGUGUAUGUGCCAACGCUGAUGCUACUGCUUAUUGGAUAUUCAACGCUAUUCGUAAAAGUGUCCCUGAUGCAGGUACGCCUGGUGGUGAGUCUGACCACACUCCUGGUCCUGUACACCCUCUUCAACAACACCUCGGACGCCCUUCCCGUCACCGACUACAUCAAGAUGAUCGACCUCUGGUUCUUCCACUGUAUCUUCCUCCUCUUCUUUAUCAUCCUCUCCCACGUCCUCGUCGACCACCUGGACACCAAGGGCCAAGAGGUUGUGCAGAUACGACCCGCGAACACCGCCACGAACCCGAAGGAGGUCGUGCGGGUCGUGAGGAAGCCGGAGAUGCUGAUGAGAGUUUUGAGGAAGUACGUGGUGCCCUUCGUCAGCCUCUGCUUCAACGUCGUCUAUUGGUCCAUUCUCUUGGGGUCUCAGAAGGCGUAGUUUAGUGUGGGUGUUUGGUUAGUUUAAUGUUUAAAAAGAGUUGUGUAGUUUUAGUACUAUUAUCAUUACUGUUAUCACCAUCUUCAU